UGGCCCAGUCAGAUUCCACUGGAGCUGAAGCAGGCAGGGGGCAGAUGGAGCUAUAUUUAGAGUGGGGUGGGAUUAAAUUGCAAGGUCUUCACACUGGGAACCUUUGCUCUGCCUUUUCCAGCCAGGACCGACUCCCAAAAGGACCUGUGGCCGACGUCUCCUUCCUUUCUCCACAGACCCCCUUGUUCACCCGUCGUUUCCCGUCCUGACACGCCAUGGACCCCAACGCCAUCAAGGAGGAGCUGCGCCUCUUUCAGAGCACACUGCUCCAGGAUGGGCUGAAGGAGCUGCUCAAUGAGAACAAGUUUGUGGACUGCACUCUGAAGGUAGGCGACCGCAGCUUCCCCUGCCAUCGGCUGAUCAUGGCCGCCUGCAGCCCUUACUUCAGAGAGAUCUUCUUCACAGAGGAUGGGAAGGAAGUGGAAAACACCAAGGAGGUGGUCCUGGAGGAUGUCAACCCUUCCAUCCUGGACAUGAUCAUCCAGUACCUCUAUUCGGCUGAGAUUGAUCUCACCGAUGACAAUGUACAGGAUAUAAUUGCUGUGGCGAACAGAUUCCAGAUCCCUUCUGUCUUUACGGUCUGUGUCAAUUACCUUCAGAAGAAGCUGUCACUAGGCAACUGCAUGGCUAUUUUCAGGAUGGGCCUGGUGCUCAGCUGUCCCAGGCUUGCUGUGGCUGCACGCAACUACAUCGCUGAUCGUUUCGAGCUCCUCUACAAAGACGAGGAGUUCCUCAAACUCGCAGCCCACGAACUGUUCGCCAUUAUCGGUGGAGAUUCACUGAAUGUGGGGAAGGAGGAGCUGGUGUUUGAGGCGGUCAUGGCCUGGGUCCGCCAGGACAAGGAGCGCAUCAAGGUCCUGAAGGAUGCUUUCAACUGCAUCCGCUUCCGCCUACUGCCAGAGAAGUACUUCAAAGACAGAGUGGAGACUGAUGAGAUCAUCAAGGCCGACCCGGAGCUCCAGAAGACGAUCCAGGUCAUCAGGGAUGCCUUCAAGGGGAAACUUCCAGAGAAACCCAAGAAGAAGGAGGGGGAGGAAGGUGCCGACGUGGAAGGUGAGGAGGAGGACAGCCCAUUUCCCGGCUUCCUAAAUGACAACCGCAGAUACGGCAUGUACGCACGUGACUUCAUUGUGAUGAUCAAUGAUACGGCGGCGGUGGCAUAUGAUGUCAGCGAGAACGAGUGCUUCCUGGCAGCCAUGUCGGAGCAGGUGCCACGUAACCACGUCAGCCUGGCGUCACAGAGGAACCAGCUCUACAUCAUUGGAGGACUGUUUGUAGAUGAGGAAAACAAAGAUGUACCACUGCAAUGUUACGUCUACUUGUUGGAUCCACUCACAUCUGACUGGGUCGCCCUGCCCCCCAUGCCUUCUCCAAGAUGCCUCUUCAACAUCGGAGAGAGCGAGAACCUUCUGUUCGCCGUGGCUGGAAAAGACCUCCAGACCAACGAGUCUCUGGAUACCGUGAUGUGCUACGAUGUUGAGAAGAUGAGGUGGAGUGAGACCAAAAAGCUUCCUCUGAAGAUCCACGGCCAUGCUGUCAUCUCCCACAAAGGACUGGUCUACUGCAUUGGAGGAAAGACAGAUGACAAUAAAGCCCUCAACAAGAUGUUUGUGUACAACCACAAGCAGUCAGAGUGGAGGGAGCUUGCAGCCAUGAAGACACCCAGAGCCAUGUUCGGCGCUGUUGUCCACAACGGCAAGAUCGUGGUGGCUGGCGGAGUCAACGAGGAAGGCCUCACUGCCACAUGUGAAGCCUAUGACUUCGCAACAAACAAGUGGGAGCCCUUCACAGAGUUUCCCCAGGAGAGGAGCUCUGUCAACCUGCUGAGCAACGGCGGCUCCCUGUACGCCGUGGGCGGCUUCGCUAUGGUUCAGAUGGAGAACAAGGAGGUGGCUCCCACGGAGGUCACUGACGUCUGGCAGUAUGAGGAUGAUAAGAAGCAGUGGAGUGGCAUGCUGAGGGAGAUGCGUUACGCUGCCGGCUCCUCCUGCGUGUCCAUGCGCCUCAACGCUGCCAGGAUGCCCAAACUGUAGACAGAAUCACUUUCUUUCAUAACCUUCCCAACUACACCUCCUGACACCCCCCUCCUCCCCUGGUGAGCUGCCUCCGAGGCGUCUCAUCCUCUGCAAUCGGAUUUCUGUGUGUCAAGUUGAUCUUUGACAUUAAUUUUUCUCUGAACUCAGAUGAUUUUUAUCAGUACUAUAAACACUCAGCCUCUUCAAAGACUGCACCAUCCCCACAGUAAUAAAAAAAAGAAGCCACAAUUUAGAUUGAUCUAUAAAGCUCUGUUUACAUCAUUUCUAGCUCUUCUUUUGUAAAAUAAACAUUUGUAAACUUCUG
Molecule: messenger RNA, 2340 nt
Organism: Siniperca chuatsi (mandarin fish)
Lineage: Eukaryota; Metazoa; Chordata; Actinopteri; Centrarchiformes; Sinipercidae
Product: kelch-like protein 41b
Exons: 6
Coding region: 216-2033 (605 amino acids)
Molecular function (GO): protein binding
Source: RefSeq, a predicted model, not a curated record